AUGCCGCGCAUCACCCGUCGCAAAGGUACUCAACCUCGUCUCAGUCGCGAAGGCGAAGGCGUAUGGACCCCCGGCGAGCACGCACGCUUCCUCGAGGCGGUGGAUCUCUACCCGCACGGGCCCUGGAAGCUCGUGGCCGCCCACAUCGGCACGCGUAGCACGCGCCAAGCCAUGACGCACGCGCAAAAGUACCGCCAGAAGCUCGAGCGACGACGUGGGCUGCGGAACGCGCAGAGCAAACGACCAAAGACGGUGACGCCAAGCUGGCCUACGUCGACAAGCGAGAGCGAGACUAUGUUCAGCUUCGAGCUGCUCUUGAUGUCAGACGAUGGGAUGCUUGGCGAGACCUUGCGGUGUCUGGAGCCAUUUCCACUGAUGACGCCCCAUCCGAUACUCUACGCGGACCCGGUGGCACCGGCGGUGCAGCCUGCGUGGGUGGAUGACUGCAUGAACUUCUUCGUCGCCAAUUUCUCUUGAUCGAAACUACUUCAAGUAUGUGUGAACAUCUCUUGACUAAAUUUUAGUCAUUGUAAUUCAAACCAAAGUUGUACGAUGUACUUCAUAGAUCACUUAUACGCGCUCCAUGCGUUCAAC
This is a messenger RNA of Phytophthora nicotianae INRA-310, 594 nucleotides long. RefSeq lists its product as hypothetical. The coding region runs from base 1 to 477 and encodes 158 amino acids. Gene Ontology annotation, molecular function: DNA binding. NCBI's taxonomy places the organism in Eukaryota, Oomycota, Peronosporomycetes, Peronosporales, Peronosporaceae. The record is from RefSeq and is a predicted model, not a curated record. The transcript has a single exon.